GAAGUUAAUCUUCUUCUUUUUCUUGUUUCUUUGGGAACGUUUCUUGCUAAAUGAGGUUAUAUUGAAUUAAAUACAUUUCAUAUACGGUGUUUAUUUUUAUUAAUAUUUUUUUUUAAAACGUUUAAUUUUUAUAAAAUGAAAGUUAAAGUUAUAAGCAGAAAUCCUGAUGACUACCUUCGAGAGACUAAAAAUGAUAUUCAUAAAGUUUUCAGAAAUUUUGACCCAUCCCUGCAUCCCUUCGAGGCGGCUAGAGAAUAUACCCGAGCUCUAAAUGCCGUAAAAUUAGAGAAAGUUUUUGCAAAACCAUUUUUGUGUAGUCUUGAAGGACAUAGGGACAGUGUGUCAUGCAUUAGCAAACAUCCGAAACGUUUAUCUUUAAUAACAAGUGGAUCUUAUGAUGGAGAAAUAAGAGUGUGGGAUAUUCCUCAAAAAUCAUGUUUAAGGAAUUUUGUUGCUCACAAUGGAAUUGUGAGAGGGGUUACUUAUUCUCCAAAUGGUCAGUUUUUCAUUUCUGUUGGGGAUGAUAAAACUAUUAAAAUAUGGAAAUCUUUAUCACCCCAGUUUGGGGAAGGGGAAGAACCAGUAAAUACAAUCCUGAGUAAGUCAGUUCUAAGUGGCAUAAGUCAUCACUAUAGCAAUAAAAUGUAUGCAACCUGUGGGGAUGUUGUGCAACUCUGGGAAGAAGGUCGCAAUGAACCAAUUCGUACUUACCAGUGGGGGGUUGAUAGCCUACAUGACAUUUGUUUUAACAAUAUAGAAACAGAUAUAUUUGCUACAUGUGCCAGUGAUAGGAGCAUUAUGCUUUAUGAUACAAGAGACAAUGCACCACUGAGAAAGGUGAUUAUGAAGUUAAGAACAAAUAAAAUAUCUUGGAAUCCUAUGGAAGCUUUCAUAUUUACUUGCGCAAGUGAAGAUUUUAAUUUAUAUACUUUUGACACCAGAAAUUUGAAGAAGCCAGUGAAUGUCCAUAUGGACCAUGUGGGUGCCGUUACCUAUGUAGAUUACGCUCCAACCGGUAAAGAAUUUGUUUCGGGAAGUUAUGACAAAUCCAUAAGGAUAUUCGAAGUUGACAAAGGUCAUUCUCGAGAAAUUUACCAUACUAAGAGAAUGCAGAGGUUGACAUGUGUUCACUGGACUUUUGACAAUAAAUAUAUUAUUAGUGGUUCUGAUGAAAUGAACAUUAGGAUAUGGAAAGCGAGGGCAUCAGAGAAAUUAGGGCCUUUAAAACCUAGGGAAAGAGCUGCACUUCAAUACAGCGAAGCUUUGAAACAAAAAUAUGCAAGUCAUCCUAUGAUUAAAAGGAUAAGUAGGCAUAGACAUGUACCGAGGCAUAUUUAUAAUGCUCAAAGUGAGAUGCGCACUAUUCGAGAGAAGCAGAAAAGGAAAGAAGGCAAUAGGAGGACUCAUUCAAGACCUGGAUCAGUUCCAUUUGUACCUGAAAGACAAAAACAUGUUAUUAAAGAAGUUCAAUGAUCCAUUUUCAAUAAAAUUUAUUUCUUUAA
Cylas formicarius (sweet potato weevil) is the source of this 1502-nucleotide messenger RNA. Its product is annotated as DDB1- and CUL4-associated factor 13. The record is from RefSeq and is a predicted model, not a curated record. Lineage: Eukaryota; Metazoa; Arthropoda; Insecta; Coleoptera; Brentidae. The coding region runs from base 136 to 1473 and encodes 445 amino acids. Gene Ontology annotation, biological process: maturation of SSU-rRNA from tricistronic rRNA transcript (SSU-rRNA, 5.8S rRNA, LSU-rRNA). Gene Ontology annotation, cellular component: small-subunit processome; nucleolus. Gene Ontology annotation, molecular function: protein binding. The transcript is spliced from 4 exons.